AUGGAAAAUUCGAGAAACAGGCAUAAUGAGAAUAUGGGUGUAAACAAUAUUGGGAAGACAAUCAAAAAGAAUUCAUCCCAGCAGACAAUCGAUUUCGGCAGCGGAAGACAUCAUUACCCGCAGCAGAAAAUUCAUCACAUUCACAGAGAUGACUUCAAGAGUUUUGUUAUGAGGACAACUGGAAGAGACUCAAACGGGCCUACUAGGUUGCAGCAAAGCAGGCCUCCUCCGUUGGCCAAUGUGCGGCCACUUGUUCAGUUUCCGAUGCAACCACCACCUCCCCGGGCAGUGCCUUACAUUAACGGACUGGCUGUCCCUCCUUUGCAGCCAAUUAGUGGUCCUCAGGUUUUCGAUAAUUCAUGGAAUAAUUUUGUCGAGUCACCGAUCUCAGCUUUCAUGAGACAGUUUCAAGACUCGGAGAACUACUUCGGUGGUGGUGGCGGUGCUUCAAGAGGUAAUCAAUUCCAGUCAUACCCUCCUCCUCCGCAACAACAGAUGAGCAAUAAUGUUAAUCUUAAUGUUCAAUUCCAGCCACAGUAUUUUCCGACUCAAACUCAAAUGGUUAACAAUGUUGAACAUUAUAACCUAUCAUCAGCUAGUAACCAAACUAUUCCGAAUCCUAAUCCUUCCGUGUCUAUGAAUGUUGCUAGCAACCAAACUUUUCCUAUGAACAAUGACAAUCAAUUUCUGAAUAAUUUUCCUCAGUCACAAACAAACUACUCUGUGUCACCAACUUCUGAAUACGUGUUGGCUUCACCAACACAAAAUGUGAAUGUCCUAUCUCCUCAGUCACCUUAUAGGCCUCUCCUGUCACCAAGCAUUUUCUCUUCGCCUUCGUCGCCUGAUUACCCUUUCGAACCAUAUCUACAUAAUGAGAUUUUAAGUCCCGAACCUCCGUCUCCAUUUACUGCAGGCGCAUUCCCUAAGGGGCCAGAUGAUGAAUAG
Molecule: messenger RNA, 945 nt
Organism: Lathyrus sativus (Indian pea)
Lineage: Eukaryota; Viridiplantae; Streptophyta; Magnoliopsida; Fabales; Fabaceae
Source: the annotation of a GenBank genome assembly